AUGAGUAACACAACAUGCACAAAUCAAAAUCUCAAUGUUAAACAUGUUGCCACCUUAUUCGAAGAAGUUCAAAAUCGCUAUGUGAAAAAAUUGACAAGUAUUGAUGAGAAACAUAUUGCAGUUGAUGACCGUCAUAAGCAAAAAUUAGCUGUUUAUGAAAGUUAUGUAAAAGAUUUAUCAAUACAAACACGUUUACUCUUACAAAGUCUAGACGAACUUGAAAAAGAAGCUAAUCAACGUGUUGUUUUACUUGAAAAUAAAUUAAAAAAAGCUCAUGUUUCUUUACAACAACAUCAUCUAUCAGAUGUAUCGAAGACGGUUGGCAGUGUUGAAUCUGAAAAAUGGAAAUUAAGUCAUGAAAAUCUUGAUUUAAAACAUGAUUUAGAUUCAUUAACAUCAUUUAUUAAUGCAGCUAAACGAACAGGUAAAUGGGAUACAAAACGACUUCAAUUAAAAACUGUUCCAUUGGAUUCUAUUAUUGGUGUAACAAAUUAUGAACUAUAUAAUACAAUUCCAUUACAUAAAGAAAUUCAAUAUCGUGAUGAACGUAUACAAGUAUUACAAGCUGAAAUUGAACAACUUAAAAGAGCUCAAGAUGAAUUAGCUAAACAAGUAACUAUUUCAUUAUUUUCCAUUUAUAUAUGUACAACUGUAUUUAUUAAGGCAUCGAAUAAACAUACUCCAUAUAUGGGAGAUGAUGACACGAAAGGACAGAAUAUGGUUCUUUUAAAAAAAGUUGAUGAUCUUCGUGCAAAACUUGCUGAAGAAUGUCAAAAAACUGAAACAUUUAAAAUGGAUAUACGUCUUAAAACUAAUGAAUUAAAAGAAAUUCAAGAAGAAUUAAAACAAAAUAAACAACGUUCUGAAGAACAUAUACAUGAUUUAUCAACAAAAUUAAAAACAAUAACAGAUCGUCAUCGUGAAUCAACUGCAUCACUUAAUAAUGAUAUUAAAACAAAAAAACAACAAAUUGAACAAUAUGUACAACAGAUUGAACAAAUUGUAAAUGAAAAAAUUCAAUUAGAAAAUGAACGUAGUGAUUUACAACGACAAUGUCGUGUUAAAGAUUCAAUAACAGCUGAUUUAGAAGGACAAAUUCGUAAUCUUGAGCGAGAAAUAACAUCGAAUAAUUAUCCAACUAUUCCAAUUCAACCUAUUGAAUCAACUGUGUCAAAAGCUGAGUAUGAAAAACUUGAUCAGGAAUUAAAUUCAACGAAAAAACGAAUGGAUGGACUUCUAUCUGAAAUUAAAAUGAAAGAAUCAUUAAAUAAUAAACUUGAACAAGAUCUUCGAUUUCUAAAGAAAAUUCAUGAUGAACAAUUAGAACAACAUUUUCAAUCAAGUACAACAGAUGCUGAACAAUUACAUACAGAUAUUCGAGCAUUAAAACGUUUAUGUGAAGAAAAAGAUGAUGAACUUGAUAAACAAUCCUCAGUCGUACGUACAUAUCAAGAACAAUUAUCUGUUGAACAAAAUAAAAAUGCUACAAUUGAAGAUGAACAACAACAAUUACGUGAUACAAUUCAAUUAUCAAAUGAACAACUUGAAAAAGUUCAACAUACAUUACAAGAAGCUUUAACGAAUAAUGAACAAUUAGAAUAUACAAUCAGUGAUUUAAAUUCACAAAAUAAUCUACUUGAAACAAAAUUAUUUGAAACAAUGUCAUUAGUUGAUUUACGUAAUAAAACAUUAAUUGAUUAUGAACAAGAAAUGGAAAGAAUCAAAGCUGAAUUAAUACAAAAACAUAAAGAAACUGUUGAUAAACAAUCUCAUAUUGAUGAAUUAGAACAAAUUGUUAUUGAUAAAACAGGUGAAGUUGCACAAUUAUCAGAAACACUUGAAACAGGUCUUGUUAAAAGUCAUCAUCGAGAAAAAUUUGCUGAAGAUAAUGCAACAAAAGCAUUACAUGAUAUUAAAGUUUUACAACGAGAACUUCGUCAUGUAUCAAAAGCAUUAGCUGAACGUGAACAAACCAAUGCAACACUGAAUGAACAACUUCAACAAUUAACUAAUGAAUUUAAAUUAAAACAAGAAGAAUUUCAAAAGACACAAAAAGCAUUAACUAAACAAUUAUCAAUUAAACAAGAACAACUUGUACGUUAUGAUCAAAAUCUUCAUGAUAUAGAAAUAAAAUCUAAAUAUGCGAAAGAAGAAUGUUCAAUACAAGAAAAAGAAAUUGUUCGUUUAAAUAAUGUUCAAGAAGAACAAGAAAAUCGUAUCAAAACAUUACAACAAGAUUUAUUAAAUGUUCAAGAACAGAAAGAAACAAUAACUAUUCAAUAUGAACGUUCGGAAUCUGAUUUACGAAAUAUAAAAAUUCAUCGUGAAGAUGAAAAUCGUAGAUUUAAUCAUGAAUUAGAAGAAUUAAAUAGUGAAAUAGCAUCAUUAAAAACAAAUGAAAUAUCUCUAUUGAAUAAUAUUGAUGAAUUAAAAUCCAAUCUUUCAAAUGUAACAAGUGAACGUAAUGAAAUACAUGAACAAAAUGAAAAUUAUCAAAAUGAACUUGAAAAAAUUCAAAAAGUUCUAUAUAAUGAAACUGAAGCUGGUUCAAAAUCUGCAGCAAAAGUUGUAUUAUUAACACGACAAUUAGAUGAAGAACAAAAACGUGCAACAGAUGCAAUCCAUCAAGCGGAAGAUAUAAAAAUACAAUUAAAAAGUUCAUUAAUGACAAAUGAUACAUUAAAAACUGAACUUAAUCAAGCACGCUCAGUUAUACAAGAACAUAUUGUUAAAGAAACAGAAUUAAAACAAGUUGUGAAUCGAACGGAAUCAUUAGUAGAAGAAAAUGCUCAAACAUUAGAAAGUCGACAACGUGAAAUAGAAUCACUCAAUCAUCUUUUAUCUCGUCUUCAAAUUGAUUAUGAAAAAUCGAAAAAUGAUUUAUCGAAAGCACAUGAUGAAUUAGUUCAACAUGAAAUUGAUAAACAAAUAUUAAAACAACAUUCAACUGAAAAAACAAAUGAAUUAUCAACAGUAACGAAUCGUUUACAUCAAGUUCAACAAGAUUUUCAUUCAUAUGAAAAAGAACAUCGAUAUACAAAUGAAGAAUUUUUUGAACAUGAACAAAGAUUAAAAUCAGUUGAAAAUGAAUUAUCAACAAUGAUUAUUAAUCAUGAAAAACUUCGAGAUGAACAUGCUGUAUUAAAUGAUGAUUUAAAUAAAUGUCGAUAUGAUCUUGAACAAAUGGAAUUAUCAGAUAAUUCACAUAAAGAACGGUUAAUACAAUCAUUGGAUGAAGCAAAAAUUUAUAAACGAAAAUUAACUUUACUUGGUAAUUGUUUUAAAACUGUUGUUCGAAAGGCAUCUGAAACAAGUGAACAAUGGGUUAUUAGUACAUCGAAACUACAUGAACAAAUAACUGAUUUAAGUGAAGAUGCAAAUAAACUUCGUACACUUGAUGAACGUCUUGAACAAUCAACAAAAAUGUUAACACUUUUACGUAGUCAACAUGAAGAUUUAAUUUUACAAUUUAUGGCUGUUAAACCUGUUCUUGAAAAAGCUUAUUUAUAUGUUCGAGAAUAUAAACGUAAAUGGUCUCAAACAAGUAAUGAAAAUCGUCAUUUACGUUCAGAAACAAAACGUAUGAGAAGUAAAAUUGAUGAUUUUCAUCGAGCUGAAGGUUUAAUGCAUACGAAAAUUGAUGAACAAGAAGCUACCAUUACACAAUUACGUAAAGAACUCAAUAACGAAGCACAAACUCAUUUCGAAGCUGAAACACUUAUUGAACGUUUAAAACAUACAUUAGAUGAUACAGUACAUGAACGUGAUCAAUUAAUUAAAAAUAUGACAAAUGCUAAUAAAAAAAUUGAGAAAUAUGAAAGUGAUAUUGAUACACAUACAAAUGAAAUUCGUACAUUAAAUCAACAAGCACAAAAAUUUGAAAAACAAUUAACAAAUACAUAUGCACACAAUGAAACAUUACAAAAAACAUUACAACAAAAUGAAUCAUCCUAUCAUGGAAAAAUCAAUGAAUGCGAAUCAUUAUUAAUAUCAUUAAAAGAAGCAAAUAAAAAUUCAUUAAGUUUAUUAGAACAAAAAAAGACUGAAUUAAAUGCAGCACAAUCAGAAUUACAAGCAUUCAAAUAUCAACAAGCGGCAACGACUUCAAAGUUUGAAAAAGUUGAAGAAAUGAAUCAAGAAUUAAAACGACAUAUAUCUUUACUUGAACGAUCAAAUGAAGAAUAUAAACGUUUAGCACGAAAACGUGAACAUGAAGUAGAACAAGUUAAAAGUGAAUUUGAAACUAAUGUUAAAAAUGCAUCAACACUUAAUAAUAAAUGUACAAAACAAGAUGCAGAACUAAAUGUUCUUCGUCUUGAAAAUGCUUCGUUAAAUGAAGAAUUGAAAUUAAUGCGCGAAAAUGUUGUUCGUUGUCAAGAAGAACAAAAACGUUUAAGAAAGGAUUGUGAUCAAGCAUUAAAUUUUAUUCAUGAAGGCAUUCCAGAAUUGUGUUUGGAUGAUAGCGAUACGAAUAGUCGAAGUGGUUCAUUACAUGAUAACUUAAAGAAGAUUCCAACAUUAAUGCAACAAUUAACAGGUGAUAGAGACAAUUUAAAAACAAAAAAUGCACUUUUGCAACAAUUUGUUCGUGGUCUUUCUUAUGAUCUUAAUGGUUGUCAGAAUGGUCAAAAAAAAUACAAGAUGCUUAAAGCACAUUCUAAACAACAACAAGUAUUAUUAAAUCAACUCGAAGCUCAUGUUCGAUUUUAUGAAUCUGUUUUCAAAGAAAAAGGUUUCUUUCCAGCAAUUGAAUAUCAAUCAGGUGGAGCAGUAGCUUCAGCACCUGAUGUUAUCGAUAAAAUUCAUCAUCGACGAAAUUAA
Molecule: messenger RNA, 4821 nt
Organism: Adineta steineri
Lineage: Eukaryota; Metazoa; Rotifera; Eurotatoria; Adinetida; Adinetidae
Source: the annotation of a GenBank genome assembly